Messenger RNA from Cooperia oncophora, 2118 nucleotides. The record is from the annotation of a GenBank genome assembly. Lineage: Eukaryota; Metazoa; Nematoda; Chromadorea; Rhabditida; Trichostrongylidae.
AUGGAUGUAGAGUUUACAAGUUUCGCCCAAAGUCAGGAUAUACUCGCUACACUCACUCAUCGACAAAUUGAUAUUGCUGUUGAAAGAGAGCCAUGGUUUCAUUUGAUGCUGUGCUUGAAUCUCCUGUUCGCUCCUCAGCGGGCAGUACUGGAUCUCGGGUGUUACCAUCAUUACGAGAAGAGUACACAGAUUUCGCUCAGCUGGGCCCCAUAUCUUUUCCGACACCACUGCCUUGAACUUCAAAUAGGCAUCGAUAUUUGCUUCAUUGGUAGAUUUUUCAAAAUAUUUCGACGACUUUCUUCUUCACCCAGUAUUGCAAAUAUGAAGGAGUUCAUGCAAGUGCUUGGUCUAAUAGAAUUCACCGGUAUGGAUGUCGGUAUGACGGAUAAAGUGGCUUCAUGUUACCGUACAUAUCUGUCACGCUUCCUGCUAAAAGUUGGAUCGCUUAGUAAGGCAGUAUCGUCCUUACCAGUUAACGCUUGCUCCCAGAAUAUUCCUUUCCAUGCUGCAUUAUUCUCAUGGGGUGCUGCUUGCAAGUUACUCGCUCAGCGUCAAAAAUCUGAGCCGCUCUCUAGCGACGAAUGCCUUCUGACUGCAGGCAACGCUUUCGUUGUGCUUCUAGAUGGAUUAGCAGUGCUGAGGAAGAGUUGUGGUUCAGCCGUGCCGUGCUCAUGCGUCCAAUCAAUUCUGUUGGAGUUAUACAAAACCCAGUCCAAUCAGUUACUUCAAAGUAGUUUCCACAUUGUGCAAAGCUUGACUAAAGGCGAAAGUCCAUAUCCACCAAACCAGCGACACGCACUUGGGUCGCUGAUGACAACUUCUGAGAACUUUCUGGUAUUUUUCUCUGAGGUUAUCUCCCACCUUGUUGAUAUUCGAAUGAUUGCUUCUGAUGAGAUUAUGGCGAGAUUUGUCUUGGUGGCAGGAAUGGGAGAUUUGCUAUGCGAUACAGCCCUUCUUCCCACAUGCAAAGUUCUUCUUUCGUUUCUACAGAAGUACAACGUGAAGGGACUUGUGAAAAUAAGGAAAUUCGCUUCAAAGUUUGUCACAAAAAUCCUUCAAACAGUUGAUGCUAUCGAUCUACCUGAACUGGAAAAACUGAGUCGAGGAGAUCCCACGCGAUGGGCAGAAGGUGUGACAAAUUCAUUCAAGUACUGCGCUGCUGAGGAACCGUUGCUUAUAGCGUUCCUGGCGAGACUUCUUUCAGGCGUCAAGCUGCUCAUCAGUGGGUGUGUGCUCCCUUCGAUGCUUUCGAUGCUUCUAGCACUUGUUGCAGGAAUAGAAGAAUGGGAAGAGUUACCCGCGAAAGUCUGUGAAUGGAUCUCGGGAGCCAUUGUGCGUGCUAACGAGACGCAGUGCACCAUGUUCUUUAAUGCUCUUGAUGUGCUUAACUUAGUUGUGAACGAGAGGGACUUUGGAAAGAAAGCAAAUAUAACAAGUACAGUGAUCAACUGUAUGAACUCUCUGCCGUUGCCUGAAAGAAGUAAAGUUUUUGCUACGAGAUUCUCCUCUAUGCUGAGAUAUUCCAAGCAGCUGGCUUCUAUAGAUGUUAAUCGUUUUGUCACGGCGGUAUCAACUCCAGAACUGCUUGGAUUUCUCUACUCGCUCGUAGAUGCUCCUGUUGAAAUUCCUGGUUCUAUAUGGGAUAAAGCAGCAAGCCUUCUUGCAUCGAGACCUGCUGAUGGCAAACUUCGAGAGUUUGUCGUGAAUCAGCUUUCCAUCGGACUGGAGAGUAGAUCACCUCAAUCAAUGUCACGAUUCAAGUCGACUGUAGAAAAGAUGAAUUGUGCACAUCCUGAUGCGGAUUUCUUGUUCGCAUUCUGUAAUGGAGUGCUAGCAAGGUUACCAAAGAUGGACACGAAGAGGUUCACAUCAUUGAUUUGGGAUCACAUUAUGCGAAUGCUGAAUAAUGUAGUCCCUAGUGCGACCAUGGAGUUGUCUCCUGGAAAUUCCGAAGCUUUUGUCACAAAGUUCUUCACGGCUCUUGGAAGUAGUACGGUAUCAGGUGACCUCAUACGAAAGAUAAUAGCGGAUUCCGUGCCGAUUCACUUGGCAAAUCAAAUCGUGGUCUUGCUGAAGAACGAUGAUAGAGAAAUGCAGGUAAAUGUUACUCAACAAUAG